UUUAGCAGAGUGAGGAGUUGGAAAGCCCAAGGAAGCUUAUGACCCAAAAAAAAAAAAAGAGAAAAGACCAAGGAAGCAUUAGCAGCAUGGCCUUAUCUUCUUCUCCUCUGUCACCUACGCUCCUCACAACCACCCAAUCCUCCUCUUCACCUUCACCCCCCAAACUACUCUUUUCUCAUUCUCCACUCACCUCCUUCAGCUUUCCAACCAAACCCACGACCACCCACACCAUUCACUUUCACACACUCUCCAGCACUUCAGCCUCUGACAAAUGGAGAGCCAAAGUUCCAUUCUUUCCUGCAUUUUUUAGCAAAGGCAAAGAUGCUAAAACUCUCAAGGAGGAGCUUCUUGAUGCCAUUGCAUCGCUUGAUCGAGGCGCUGAUGCCACUCCAGAGGACCAGCAAACAGUUGAUCAGAUUGCACGCAAACUUGAAGCAGUUAAUCCAACAAAGGAGCCACUCAAAUCUGAUUUACUGAAUGGAAAAUGGGAGCUUAUAUACACUACUUCAAAGUCUAUUCUGCAAACUCAGAGACCCAAAUUUUUGAGAUCAAGGGUAAAUUACCAAGCAAUCAAUGCUGACACACUUAGGGCCCAAAAUAUGGAAUCAUGGCCAACUUUCAAUCAGGUAACAGCUGAUUUGACGCCUUUGAAUGCAAGAAAAGUGGCUGUAAAAUUUGAUUAUUUCAAAAUUGCAGGUCUGAUACCUGUUAAGGCACCUGGAAGAGCACGCGGAGAACUGGAAAUUACAUAUUUGGAUGAAGAACUUCGUGUCUCAAGGGGUGACAAAGGAAACUUGUUCAUCUUGAAAAUGGUUGAUCCGUCUUAUCGAGUUCCUGUCUGAUGUGCAAUCAUAUUGCAGAGCAUGUAACUAUCUGAGCAUCACCUUGUUUCUUCUUCUGUUUCUUCUUCUGUUUCAUCAUGACUAUGGACAUGCAAGUUUUGCCUAGACACGGCUUCCGCUCGUAUUUCUCGUCAUAUAGGUGUCAUAUGAAAGAUUGUACAUGUCACAGUUGCUUUGCCUGCCGUCCUGCCGUCCUGCACGCUAAAGGCGUUUCGUGACCUCUAAGUAUAGUUUGUUUUUCUGGAAAUAUAUUGUAAAAUGCUUAGUUAGGGUUGUAUUAUACAGCAUAGACAUUUCUAAGUUACUUAAUUUCAAUUUAUCCCUAACUCUGAAUGUUACAUUUCUCCCUUUUCUUUCAA
This is a messenger RNA of Prunus mume (Japanese apricot), 1201 nucleotides long. Its product is annotated as putative plastid-lipid-associated protein 4, chloroplastic. The record is from RefSeq and is a predicted model, not a curated record. Lineage: Eukaryota; Viridiplantae; Streptophyta; Magnoliopsida; Rosales; Rosaceae.